Bombus pyrosoma is the source of this 3343-nucleotide messenger RNA. RefSeq names its product KICSTOR complex protein kaptin-like. Gene Ontology annotation, molecular function: actin filament binding. Lineage: Eukaryota; Metazoa; Arthropoda; Insecta; Hymenoptera; Apidae. Gene Ontology annotation, biological process: cellular response to amino acid starvation; actin filament organization; negative regulation of TORC1 signaling. The record is from RefSeq and is a predicted model, not a curated record. The transcript has 9 exons. The coding region runs from base 1890 to 3143 and encodes 417 amino acids. Gene Ontology annotation, cellular component: KICSTOR complex; actin cytoskeleton; lamellipodium.
UACAGACACACAUAUAUAUAUGCAUUAUAUAUAUGUAUUUUUUAAAAAACGUGGAGGUGAGCCCUGUGCAUCGUACCAGAAGAAUCAGCUAGAUUAUGUAAAUCUCCCAUCCCUCCGACAUGUCCAGUUUGCUCUGUGAUUCUGUGUUUAAUAAAAAAAAGCAAAAAAAAUAUAUAUAUAUUAUGUAUAUGUAUAUAUGUAUAUGUACAUAUACGCGUUUGAUAAACGAGUUCAAGUAGUUUUUGCAUGAUCCCCAUAUGAAAGUGUCCCCCAUUUACUGAUUGUUGUACAUUAUAUACGUACUUUAAAACAAUUUUUACAUUCACUUAUUCAUUUGUAAUAUUAAACGUUAUUAGAUUCUCGGAAGGAAAAUUGUAUUAUGGUUUUCAGUCUUAUAAAGAGAUAUGGUAAAUUUUCAUCGUUGGUUUUAAUUAUAUCGUUAAAAUGAUGGCAGAAUUAGGUCCAAAAAAAAAUUAUACUAUUUAGCAAAUUUGUCAUAACACGAGGUAGAGCGACAUUUAAUAAUUUUUAGUGUAUAUUAUGAUAUUUCGUGGUUUAAUAUUAUAAAAAGAAUUUCAUUACAUGAAAUUAGAUCGUACGAAAGAGUGUUAGAACAGGACUGUGUUCGAAAUUCUAUUCUUUACAUUUGCGUAUGUACCAUAUGCACCUCUAUGUUGGUUUAAAUGACACCAUAAUAUUUAGGUCAACCUGCUCGAUCGCACACGAUUAAUUUCGAUAUUGGAUUUCCGCGAAUGGCAAUUACCUUACUAUAAAGGUAAAUGUCAUGACUGACGUACAGUAUGUUAUUAGUUUCUGGUAAACCACCUGUCAGUGGUUAGAGAGAGCAUGUACCAUACAUGGUACUAUACAUGAUAAUAUGUAGGUAGUGUUAAAACGAUUAACAUUCUGUCAGGAAAGGACCCUAUUAACUUGACUGAUACUAAAUUAAACAAAGUCAAGGGAUAUCUAUAAUAUUUUGUAAAAGUAAUUUAAGUUGUAUUUGGUGUGUGUGUGUGUGUGUGUGUGUGUGUGUGUGUGUGUGUGUGUUUUCUUUAGAUAAAACAGGUAGGCUUGCACUCUGCCAAAUGUAUAGUUUUUAUGCUUUUAUAUCAGAUUAUUUGGAAAAUUUUCAAACGGAUCAGAUGAUUGAAGUAUCUAAAAUCAAAUCUAUAUUCAUUUUGAGUUGUUAACCAUAUUUUCAGAAUAGAAUGUUUAUUUAGUGUAUUUAUUUCAAAUCGUAGCAAUUGUUCGCAAAUGUUGGAAAAUCGAUUAUUUUUUUUACAAAAUAAUGACAUUGAGAUACAUUUAAUAAAUAUAUCCUAAGGUUAAUUACCAAAUUUUGUAUAAUUCUAUUUAUGUUUUAGAAAAAAUAAUUCCAUCGUAAAUAAGAUCAUUGACUAAAUACAAGGUAGAUCUGACAUCUGACAUUAUGUACAUAUAUAGAACUCUGUGUCUCAUGUUCUGAAAUACCGACCUCGACAAAAUUAAAAUUUCUCACGCCCUCUGCGAUUUGUUUCGGCGAAUAUAGAAAUUACAACCAUUGACUUAAUCUGUGAUGUGAAUCACGUCUAUUCUGUACACCACAGAUAAGUAGAUAUUCAAUUCGAAUGUGUGGCAAGUGGGUGACCUAGCGGUAGUUUUUGUCAUCCGUCCCAAAGCGGCGUAGUGGUCGCUAGACGCGCAUGUGUGUUGAGAGAUUUUGUUGUAGCGCUAUGCGAUUAAUACACAUCAAAACACCAUCAAAUGAUGACAUCUCCCACCACCAAAAAUUGGACGAGUUGCCGGAUCUGUGUAUACUAGCGCUAGUACCUCAUCUAUGACUAUACGAACGAUAAUGUGAUAAAGGUGCCCUAAAGGUAAAGAAACUUGCAACAUAAAAAUGCAACAACAUGAAUAAUUUAACAGACGCACAUUGGUUUCCCUUAACAUCACAGGGAAAUAUUUAUUCAAUGACCAAAUUGUGUUCUGUCAAUGGUUCCAAUAAGGUAUUAGUGGCUUCUUUAAAAAGAAAAAUAUAUUCUUGUGAAUACCAUUUGAUGCCAAAUCUGCAUUUAAGACCACUGGUUAAAGAACUACUUUUUACAUACAUUCCCAGUGGUGCAGAAAUCAUAUCUAUUGAUGCUUAUAAUAAGUCUGACAGCGGUGAUGGAUUUGUGAUAGGAAUAACUAUUUUGAAAGCAAGUACAGAUACAUCUGUAGAAAGAUAUCUAAAUAUAUAUACAGAAGGUGCCAUAGAUGGCGAAGGAGAUGAAGGAAGUUCCAUUGAAGCUAUAGCACAAAAUUGUCUUAUGGUGGAAUUAGCAUAUACACCGUACCAUUUAUAUCAUACUAUAUUACCCCAACAAAAUGUCCCUAAUGAGGUUGUUUGGUUACUCUCUGGCAGUGAUUAUAAAAUACAUAUGAUCAGAGAAGACAAAUUAAAUCACAGUUACAGUGAAUCACCUAUUGAAAAGUACUUUCCUGAAUUGCAUGAUAUCCAAGGAAUUGCAAUAUGGAUUAAUAUUUACUAUUAUGAUAAUUACAAUUGGAGACUGACAGUAAUCGGUUGUGAGUGUGGAUUGGUCAAUGUAGCUAUAACUAAUGUUUUAGAAUUAAAAGUUUGCCGAAGUUGGAAAUUAAGAUAUGACAGACCUGUUUCCAGUGUAUCCAUUUUUUCACUUCAAAAUAGCAUUGAGAAACCUCCUUUUCUUAGCUCUAAUAACUCUAAAUCUUUCCUAAAUGAUCAAGAAACAAAGCUAAAUGUUCUUGUUGUGAAUACAAGUAAUGCAGUUGUCUUUAUGGAUGUUCUAAAUAAUGGGAUGGAUGAAGACAUAACAUUAAAUGGUAGUGAAACAUCUGAUUGCAUUUUAUGUUCUUGUAUUGCUGACAUAAAUAUGGAUGGGCAAAAUGAGAUACUCUUAGGAACCUAUGGUCAAGAAGUUCUUAUUUUUUGUUUCAUAAAUGACUCAUGGGAAUUGAUCAUAAGAAAAUUAUUUGAUGCACCUGUACAUUCUAUAUGUUAUAUGGAUAUCACCAAUGAUGGAAUGAAAGAACUUAUUGUCCUUACACAACGUGGAGUGCAUAUAUUACAGCAUAAUAUUAUGGAUGUCAAAGAUAAGUGGAAAAAGCGAUAUAAAAAAUUUCUUGAAGAAAAUAGAAUAUAGCUUAAUCUUCAAAUUGCCAUAUAGAAAGACUUGAAUUGAGAUUUAGUCUUCAGGGAUUGAGAAGAGAGUACAAGAAAUUACAAAAUAUAAAUACACACGUUUGAUAUUAUUGAUAUUAUGUAUAUACAUAUGUGUAUACACACACAAAUGGAUGCAUAUAAUAUCAAAAAGAAUAAAUGGAAAUUUAUUUUUAUUAUUAC